ACAUGUCAUAAUAUGUACAGUAACCCUCCUCCUUUUCAGCCUCAAUGAUUGACUGUGUGUUUACGAGCUACUGACAAGCGCCUGACUGGACACACUGUAAGUCAUAACAGUACACAAGUAUAUAACAGCGCCUUGGAUCCUCCACAGGUGCUUCCAUCUGAAACCUGACACACAUCACCGCCGACACAGAGGCAGGAUGAAGCUGCUGACGGUUGUUGCUGCUGUUCUGGCCGUGGCCAGCUGUGCCAGCAUCUCACUGGAAGAUCUGGAGUUUCACGCCUGGAAACUCAAAUUUGAGAAGACCUACAGCUCUCCAUCAGAGGAGGCUCAUCGCAGGGAAAUCUGGAUCAACAACCGUAAACUGGUCCUGGUGCACAACAUCAUGGCUGACCAAGGCAUCAAGUCCUACCGCCUUGGCAUGACCUACUUUGCUGAUAUGGAAAAUGAAGAGUACAAGCGGCUGAUCUCUCAGGGCUGUUUGGGACACUUCAACAGCACUCAGCCUCGUCGUGGUUCCACCUUCUUCCGGAUGCCUCAAGGUACUGAUUUGCCCGACGCCGUGGACUGGAGGGACAAGGGAUACGUAACUGAUGUCAAGGAUCAGAAGCAGUGUGGAUCCUGCUGGGCCUUCAGCGCAACUGGCUCUCUAGAGGGUCAGAACUUCAGGAAGACAGGGAAACUGGUGUCUCUGAGCGAACAGCAGCUGGUCGACUGCUCCGGUGACUACGGAAACAUGGGCUGCAUGGGAGGCCUGAUGGACCAGGCCUUCGAAUACAUCGAAGCCAACGGAGGCAUAGAUACAGAGGAAUCCUACCCCUAUGAGGCUGAGGAUGGCAGAUGCCGUUACAACCCUGCCACUAUCGGAGCCAAAUGCACCGGCUACGUGGACGUGAAGAGCGGUGAUGAAGAUGCCCUGAAGGAAGCCGUGGCCACCAUCGGACCUGUGUCUGUAGGCAUUGAUGCGUCUCAUGUGUCCUUCCAGCUUUACGAUUCAGGAGUCUAUGAUGAGGCAGACUGCAGCAGCUCACAGUUGGACCAUGGUGUGUUGGCUGUUGGUUAUGGCUCAGACAAUGGUCAUGACUACUGGCUGGUUAAGAACAGCUGGGGUCUGAAAUGGGGAAGCAAGGGAUACAUCAUGAUGACCAGGAACAAACACAACCAGUGUGGUAUUGCUACUAUGGCCAGCUACCCAUUGGUCUAAACAGGUCCAUGACUUUUCUCAGUGAGGAGGAAAACAGCAGCACAUAAUUCACUUUAAUUUCAUAAAGAAAUUGGUUUAUGGGGUAAAAUGUCCCUUUUGUUCUUCCCUGGAAGUCAGAGGGAUACAGUGUCUCCCUGGUGCAUUUCACAAGUUUUAUAUGAAGAUUGUAAAU
Sphaeramia orbicularis (orbiculate cardinalfish) is the source of this 1373-nucleotide messenger RNA. RefSeq names its product cathepsin L.1 (gene ctsl.1). The transcript is spliced from 9 exons. Gene Ontology annotation, biological process: proteolysis. NCBI's taxonomy places the organism in Eukaryota, Metazoa, Chordata, Actinopteri, Kurtiformes, Apogonidae. Bases 197 to 1201 code for a protein of 334 amino acids. Gene Ontology annotation, molecular function: cysteine-type peptidase activity. The record is from RefSeq and is a predicted model, not a curated record.